Molecule: messenger RNA, 1039 nt
Organism: Folsomia candida
Lineage: Eukaryota; Metazoa; Arthropoda; Collembola; Entomobryomorpha; Isotomidae
Gene: Tango2
Product: transport and Golgi organization protein 2 homolog
Exons: 7
Coding region: 15-983 (322 amino acids)
Biological process (GO): Golgi organization; protein secretion
Cellular component (GO): Golgi apparatus
Source: RefSeq, a predicted model, not a curated record
ACCUCCAUCUCAAAAUGUGCAUCCUGUUUCUCUACGUCGCCAAAGAAGGAGGCACGCUAGCAAACUCAUCAUUUCCAAGAUUAAAACUGGUCAUUGCAUCGAAUCGUGACGAAUCUUAUUUGAGACCAACCAAGACAGCAAACUUUUGGGAUUCUGACCCAACUAUUCUUGCUGGACAAGAUUGUCUUGAGGGAGGAACAUGGCUGGGAAUAACAAAAACUGGGAAGUUGGCAAUUUUGCUCAAUAUUAUGAGCAAACCACCAGCUAUCAAACUCAAAUCUAGAGGAGAACUUGUUACCGGAUUCUUGAGAUCUUCCCCAGCUUUACGAGGGUGGACGUAUUGCAACAAUUUAUACCAAGCCGACAUUCGAAAACAAUUUGGAUUGUUUAAUUUGGUCACAAUAGACUUACAAAAGUCGGAAAGCGGUCAACAGCAAGAAAGGUACGCGAGGCAAACCUUGCCCGAGUCCUCCUCGUCCAGCUUGAAAGCCUCAUUUGACGUAACCUAUUUUACGAAUGGAUCAGAAAGUGGACCAAGAACCCUGAGCAAUGAAGGUGAAAGUCAGUUCUAUGCCUUUGGCAAUAGCGUUUACGACUCUCCUUUCUGCAAAGUUACGGAUGGAUGUCGAGAAUUUGAAGAAAUUAUAAACUCACACAUAAAUUCUGACCCUGCAACGCGAGAAGGAAAUGAGACACUUAAAGGAAACCUCUUAAAAUUUUUGAAAUCUGCCACGAAGCAUUAUCCGGAUGCUCAAAUUGAUAAGCAGGCUCGUGAUGCUGGUAUUAUAAACCCGGUUUCUGAGCUGACUUCCGUAUUUGUUACCACGCCUGAAAAGGCGAACUACGGAACCCGGACCCACACUAUAAUAAUAAUCGACUCAGCGGAUGACGUCAACUAUCACGAAUGGACGAUGGAGGAGCCGAUAAACAUAAAAUCUCCCAAUUGGAUAGAAUCCCAAUAUAAUUUCAAACUGACAAAAUAGACGUUUCAAACAACAUAUUUUAUCAUAAAUAAAACAUAUACUUACCUGAAUAAUGA